GGGCAUUCGCCACCACCUCUCCCUAUUUUCUGGCAGCGCCCAAUUCGGCAGCAGAGCCAAAGCACGCAGGAUAUGGGUGAAAAAACAACUGAUUUCUCUGUGAGGCUGGACUGAGAGCAACACAGCUCUCAUGUCUCAUCUGCAGAGAGCCUAGUUGGACUAGAUUUACCGCUAAUCCAGCAUAAGAGAGCACGCAGAAACAAGCUGCCGGACUGUGCAUCUUUCCUUUUUUCUCGUUUUGCUGAAAAGCCCGUUAGACGUUGAGUUCUGGCCUCUUUGAGGAUGUGAGGAUGCCAUCUUUCUAGGCACUUGGAAAAAGAAGCCGCUUGUGCCGGACGUUCAUGGCCAAAUGUAGGGUGGUGGUGGCUGAGGAAAAGCAGUUCACGAUGUCGGCCACUCAGGGCAUGAACCGCAGCGGGGUCUACAACUACUUCCUCAACAUGGUGGCCUAUCAGAUAUGCUGCUGCUGUGGGCCGGCUCCCUGCUCGCUCUGCUGUGCCUUCUGCCCUCCGGUCAAAUCCUCCACCAGCACGCGGGUCAUGUACACGCUUUUUCACAUAAUGAGUUGUGCGGUCUCCUGCCUCAUGCUGUCCCGCACGGUCUCCGAGCUCGUCAGGGAAAAUGUGCCUUUCUUCAACGUGGUGUGUGACCAGGCGCACGGCGGGGGCCACUGUGAGAUGUUGGUGGGCUACUCUGCGGUCUAUCGAGUCUGCUUCGGCACUUCCUCUUUCUACCUGAUGAUGGCGAUGUUCCUCAUUGACGUGAAGUCCAGUCAGGACUUCAGAGCACUCAUACACAACGGCUUCUGGUUCCUUAAGUUCAUCACACUGCUGGGAAUGUGCACUGCUGCCUUCUUCAUCCCAACAGAGUCCUUCCUACAUGCUUGGCAUUAUGUUGGUGUGGUGGGAGGAUUCGCCUUCAUCUUGAUUCAGCUCAUCCUCAUCACAGCGUUUGCACAUACCUGGAACAAGAACUGGUUGACUGGAGCAGCAGAAAACAAGCGCUGGUACCUGGCAGUGAUGUGCGCCACCCUGUUCUUCUACACCAUUGCCACUAUGGCCUUCACCUUCAUGUACAAGUACUACACCCACCCCAUUGCCUGCCACUUCAACAAAGUCCUGCUGUGGAUCAACCUGGGACUCUGUGGUCUCAUGUCCUUCAUUGCCGUCACACCGUGUGUGAAACAGAAACAGCCUCGGUCUGGGCUCCUUCAGGCCUCCAUCAUCAGCUGUUAUGUCAUGUACCUCACGUUCUCUGCGCUGUCCAGCCGUCCACCAGAGAAAGUUGUGUACCAGGGCAUGAACAUGACCGUCUGUUACCCCAGCGUGGGACAAGAUGGCAUCCAGAAAGAAGGCAACGCUGUGGCCAUAAUUGGAGCUGCCAUCAUGUACUGCUGUGUGCUCUUUGCAUGUAAUGAAGCUUCCUACCUGGCAGAGGUGUUCGGGCCAUUUUGGAUGAUCAAAGUUUACCGCUAUGAGUUCCAGAAAGCUACAUGCUGCUUCUGCUGCCCUGAAGAAGAAGAAGCUGAAGAAGACUUUGCGAUUGAUGACGAGAACAAAGGCUGUCAGAAGGUUAUUCACAACGAGACGCAGAGGGUGGCUUACAGCUACUUCUUCUUUCAUUUUGUCUUCUUCCUGGCCUCGCUGUACGUCAUGAUGACCCUCACUAACUGGUUCAGUUACGAGUCAGCAGUGCUGGAGACCACUUUCACCCACGGCAGCUGGUCUACCUUCUGGGUGAAGAUGUCGUCCUGCUGGGCCUGUGUGAUCCUCUACCUCUGGCUCCUGCUGGGCCCUUUGUGCAGCUGUCAGAACGAAUCCAGACCUCGCCGCUCGCGCAUCAAACGCCGCUCGACGUCAUCCCGCCAUGUCACCGUCAGUGUCUGACACUCAGGAAGUAGCCUGGCAGGAGGGAAGUCGACAUCUUUCAGAGUGGACAAGAGGUCAGGUGUCGGAGGGCCUCCCCGUGUUGCCCAGCAGGAGGAAAUUUCGAGGCGUGGAGGUCACUGGGGUCAGGGGUCAAAGACUCACGGUGUUGUGAGAGAAACCCACGGGUGGUGCCCCUGCUGACAUGUGAAGAACUGGGCACAGGCCUGAUGUCACAGGCCUGACACCCUAAACCACUAACAAAGACGUAACUGUGGUUUAGAAGCACAUUACAAUAUGAAUUGCCAAAGGGAUCAGAAGUGAACUCUCACUCAGUAUACUGGGAAUCGCAGUAAGAGGGUAGGUGUAAAGAUUUUGAAUGUUUAAUUUUAGUAUUUUUAUUAUUUUUGCAGUAUGUAGACACUUAAAAUUGUAACAGAGAACACUGUUUAUGUAUUUGCUAGAUUACUAUUUCAGAGGCGCAUGUCCCUAACAUUUAAAACUUUUUCAUGUAUAUCAAAUAAAGAAUUUGCCCUAAAGCACAGAGCCUUUUUAGCCCUCUGACAAAUAAUUGAGGGUUAUGGAGCAUGAACAAAUCUUUCAAAUCCUGCAAAAACACAAACAGUUUAAAAACUACCUAUAAAGCAACACGUUUUCCUACCGACACAUUUACAGUUCAAUCUGUGCAGUAACUUUGAAUCUUUUUGUACAUCUAAACUCUCUCCUCCGCAUACAACUGCAAACCUGAAAAAAAGGUCACAUUACACAUAACUACACUUGACCCACUCAUCUUUCAUCUAAAAUAAUGUUAUAAUUUAGUUUUAAUGUUUUCAUGCAUACAUACAAACAAGCAUAAUCCAGUCAUCUUGAAAGAAAGAAAAAUGCACGAGACUGGCUCCAUAAAAAACAACAGACCCAUGUGAAAAUCUUCAAAUUUACAUCAUUAAUAACUAACCUUUUAUCUUUUAUUAUCCAAUUUUUAAUUAAAAUUUACAUUUUAUUAAACCUUGAUCUCUCCUAAUUCCGCUCAGUGAAGUAGACCUGGCUCCUUGCUAACAAAGUUUGCUAGCAUUAGUUGAUAACUUAGGAUGUAGAUAGUGAUGGUGGAGACACCAAACGUAACUUUCGAUACACGCCUUUUACGCUCAUAAAAGUAGACGUCCAUGUCUGAGAGUGAAAACGAUGUAGACGCUCCACAAACAUGCCUCGAUGUCUUUAGUGGUCGGUGCAGGGCGUAACUGCUAUAGCAGUAGCAUAGCAGUAAUCAGCUCCUUCAUUGUGAGGCCAGUUACCACUUCCUGAUGUGUGUGGUUGCCAGUCCAACAUGAGGGAUUCUCCUGUCUCGGUUCACCAGAUGGUAGCUGCAAACACACCCUAAAAAACCCGUUCUUUUUAGCUUAACAUCUUGAUUAGAAAUCGCUAACGCAUUAGCCUAGCCUAGCUUUUCCCCAUGCUGCAAGUUGUAAAGGUAAGCUAAAGCCAGUAAACUUCUGGCUUUAGUUUGUUAAUGCACAGACACAAAAGUGUUGGUGAUCUUCUCAAUAAACGUGUCAAAACGAA
Pelmatolapia mariae (spotted tilapia) is the source of this 3425-nucleotide messenger RNA. RefSeq names its product serine incorporator 4 (gene serinc4). The coding region runs from base 342 to 1886 and encodes 514 amino acids. Lineage: Eukaryota; Metazoa; Chordata; Actinopteri; Cichliformes; Cichlidae. Gene Ontology annotation, cellular component: membrane. The transcript has 11 exons. The record is from RefSeq and is a predicted model, not a curated record.